Molecule: messenger RNA, 6432 nt
Organism: Colletotrichum aenigma
Lineage: Eukaryota; Fungi; Ascomycota; Sordariomycetes; Glomerellales; Glomerellaceae
Gene: tcsA-0
Product: Two-component system protein A
Exons: 5
Coding region: 1-6432 (2143 amino acids)
Biological process (GO): protein autophosphorylation; phosphorelay signal transduction system
Molecular function (GO): ATP binding; phosphorelay sensor kinase activity; protein binding
Source: RefSeq, a predicted model, not a curated record
AUGGACGGCACUGCCAUCGUGUCGGAUGACCACUUCGACCCCCCGUCGCGUCUGUUCGAGCGUCUCCGCCAGAUUGCUGGUUAUACCUGGGAUGAGUCCAGACUUCCCUUCCACACAUCCUAUGACAUUUGGCACGUAUGUGGCACCAGAUUCGUGUCACCCUAUCAACCCUCCUCAUCAUCCCACCCCGCCUCCAGUCCUGGAUCAACCGCGAGACUCCAGUCCGGCCGACCCUCACCCUCAGAGCAUGCGAGCUCCACGAGCCUGCACUCCGGUCUACCCAGCGAUGCUAGCAGCGACUUCUCUGCCACCUCUCCCCCAGCCAGCCAGGCUACUGGUGCCGAAAUAUCAUACAUAGAAGAGCCCGUGGUGGCUCGCGUCUCAUACCACGUCCUUCGUGAAGAGAGGGCGUUCCAUAUCGCCAAAAACCUAUUCGCUACAGCUGAUCCCAAUGGCCAUCACAUUGUCAAGCCACUCGAUCUCAUCCGUCUCGCGCCUCACCCGGGCGACCGCGGUUCCAUUGUGGUUGCAAUCUACCAACACCCCGGCCAGAACUACUUGUUUGAUUUGAUAGACCUGGGACCAGCCUUUUACAAGGCAAGGAAGGUGGAUGACAGAUAUGAAGCCUAUCGUAGAGACAAACUUCAUCUGAAAGAGCCCAUCAACUUACAAGAAUUCCUCGAUUUCGCGAUUGGCGCAAGUCAGUGUCUUGAAAUCCUCCACUACGGGCAGGUCAUCACCCACGGAGAGAUUCGCCCUGAUUCCUUUCACUUCAAUAUCGACACGAAUUCUGUCAAACUGAUCAAUUUUGGUACGGGCACGAGGUCAUUCGAGGGCGGCUUGUCGAGUACGUCCUGGUCAAGCUUAUCGAAAGAGCUAGGCGCCAAGAACAAGCUCCUCUAUAUCAGCCCCGAGCAGACCGGACGUAUGCCGGCGGAACCUGACAGCCGGACUGAUAUAUACUCUCUCGGUGUCGUUUUCUGGACUUUGCUCACUCAACAGCCUGUUUUUGAGGGGGAGACGCCUUUGGACAUCGUACAAGGCGUUCUGGGCCGACGGAUCCCCAACGUUUCCCAGGUUCGGCUCGAUAUACCAGACGUCAUUGGGCGCAUCAUACAGAAAUGUACAGCGAAGAAUGUGGCCGACCGCUAUCACUCGGCAAGCGGCCUGAAACAUGACUUGUUAAAAGUGCAGCAGUUCUUGACCGACGGUGACUGGCUGGCACUCAAGGAGUGGAAGAUUGGAGAGAAGGAUAUAUCAUCGUUCUUCAUCCUACCUAAGUUGAUUACUCAGAUCAUUGGAGCACGAAUGAAGAUGGUCGUCAUCAUAACAUACCGCCCUGAGGAGCUGUCCCCCGAGCGAGUACAGUCCAUCAUUCAGCCUCCUGAAUCUGAAGAAUUCCCUCGGUCGGGCGGGCCGGUCGUUACUCGCAUCCGACUAAAUCCAUUAGGCGAGGAGGAGAUAAUUCAAUACGUGUCGACCACGCUCUGCAGGCCAAAAGAGGAGGUCAUGCCGCUGGCCAUAGUCAUACAGUCGAAAACCGCAGGAAAUCCGUUUUAUAUGCGGGAGAUGCUAAGCGCGUGUUACCGGAAAAGGUGCAUUUGGUACGACUACAGGGACAGCAACUGGCACUUCGACCUUGACAGGCUUUUUGAGCACUUCCAGGGCGAAAGCGAUUACGACAUACUUGACACGGGUUUCAUUACCAGGAGGCUAAAUGAGUUACCCCCAUCUUCUCGAGCGAUACUUGCCUGGGCUGCACUGCUUGGCUCAUCCUUCUCAUUCGAGCUCAUCACCAGACUUCUGAGCGGGGAAUUCCAGUACGAAGAUGAAACCACAUGCCGGGGUCCUGGAAACGAGCGAUAUCACGCAUCGUACUCUCAACAAGAAGCAGUCAACGGUCUUCAAGCUGCCGUUCAGGCCUACAUUAUCGUCCCUAGCGAGACAGACGACAGGUUCCGGUUUGCCCAUGAUCGAUUCAUUCAAGCGUCAGCAGCCCUCAAGGAGUGCAAUGCUCGAAAGAUGCACUUCGUCAUCGCGCAGACUCUUUUGAAAUACUACUCCGCAGAUCCUAGGGCAAAGGACAAUACAGCCUCGCAUAUUUGUGAGUCUGUUGACAUUAUUAAAAAGCGAGUCCCUCGACGCGAGCCAUACCGGAAGCUGCUGUUUGACUGUGCACAAGCCGCCGUCGAGAAUUGCGCCAGGCCAACAGCAUCAAAGUUUUACAGCACAGCAGUAGCGCUGUUGCAACCAGAUCCGUGGAACGACGAGCUCGAUGAUGUAUCUUACGAUGAGACCAUGCAGCUACAUCUUCGCGCCGCCGAGUGUUAUCUUUACAUGGGAAAUCACGGAGCAGCUAAUGCCCUGCUCGAGACAGUUUUCAUAUGUGCUCGAAGUCCCUUGGACAAAGCACCAGCCUAUGUCCUGCAAUCGAGAACAUUGGCUCAGAUCGGAAAUGCAAAGGGGGCAUUGGCAUCAUUGAGAGAGUGCCUUCGCGCACUGGACGUCGAAUUUGAUGACGAUCCGACGUUUGAAAAGUGCGACGACCAGUUCGAGAAAAUGUCCGUCAGGAUUCAGACGAUGGACAAAACCGAGCUUAUGAACCCAACACCAUCGCUGGAUCCCGGCUUGCCGUCUAUCGGAGCAGUACUGGCAGAAACUGUCAGCGCGGCAUGGUGGAGCGACUAUCUUCGGUUUUAUCAGCUUUCCUUGGUUAUGCUGGAGCUCCAUCUCACUCAUGGCGCCUUCCCGCAGUCUGGAAUGGCGUUUCUGCAUCUCGGAAUCAUUGCUCUCGCUAGGUUUAACAUGGUCAGUUUCGCAGUCGAGGUGGGCAAUGUCUGCAUCGAACUGCUUGGUCGAUACCGAGACCCAUUUUCAAUGGCCAGAGGUUACAUGCUCUACGCAAACUUCAUCGGCCACGUACAGAUACCGGUGGCCGUUGCGUUAAAUCACUUGGAGGGGUCUGUAGAGUAUGCCGCAGCAGCCGGCGACAGAAUCUCUUCCAUCCUCAGUUUCGGCCUGGCAGCGCAACUCAAGUUCUUUUCGAGCGAGAACUGCUCAGAUCUGGAAGCGUUCUGCCAGUAUGGUUGCGAAGAGAUUCCAAACUGGCAUCAGGAUACAAGAGGCGGCACUCUGCUUAUCUCAAUCCGACAGGCUUGUCGCGCUUUGCAGGGGAAAACCCGCACAACUGAGCCGCUAGAUGUUAUGACAGACGACCAGCACAAUUCCGCAACCUACAAGGCUUGGCUAAGAACCAACACCCAAAAUGGCAAUCGCUCCAUCCUCUGGUACGAGAGCAUUGAGAUCGUGCCUCUGUUUAUCUAUGGCCAUUACGACCGAGCCAUUGAGGUCGGACAGGCGUGCUACGAAAGCGUUCAAAACCUAUGGUCUGCGCGGAACAGUAGGCUGGUGAUCUUCUUUUACGGUCUUGCCCUCGCCGGUCGCAUGCUCCGCAGACUCAAUGACCCUCGGUUAGACCCGAACGACUUGAUCGAGGAGACAGAGGACACUGUAUACAAGCUCCGGGAACUAACGAAGAGGAUCAAGGAAUGGGAAGUGUACACUGACGUCAACUACCUCUCUUGGUCCAGAAUAUUGGAAGCGCAGAUUGACGAGUUAACCUGCGACUAUGGUGGAGCCGUCAAACUGUACGAGGAAUCCUUGGACAACGCUGAGGAGCACAAUUACUUAUUUGAGGCGGCUUUGGGUAACACGCUGAUGGCAGGCACACUCGUCAGGCGUAAAGCUCGCAGACUGGCGCGGUCGGCUUUCAGGGAUGCCAUCGCCUUCUACCGACAAUUUGGUGCUGUGGCUGUGGCUGAGCGCCUGGAAGAAGAGCACGCGAUUCUAUUACACAGUCCGACGAGAAACCCGCGGACGACGGACGCCGCUGUCCAGACUGAUUUCGCUGGAGACAGCAGUGGCGUCGACUAUCGUGCUGUCGAUGGCGAGGAAAAUCAAGAUGCUUUGCAGCAUGCGAAUCAAACUGCCAUCGCCGAUAUCAAAGGCGAGCGCAUAGGGGCAUGGCGCGGCUCGAUGCAUGAACACAACGAGCCUGGGGCAGGUCUGCCUGCCCUUGAUAUGAUCGAUUUGCACGCGAUUCUGCUCUCGUCACAGGUCAUUUCAGGAGUUCUUCGGGUCGACGAGCUGCUGAAGACCAUGUGCGACGUUAUCCUGCAAACUUGCGGCGGUUCAGCUACGCUUGCAGCCAUUGUGGUCCAGGACUCCGAUGAAUCAGGUUGGUGUCUCGCGGCAAGUGGCGAUCCCGAGAGAGGUGCAUCGGCGCACAUACCAGGGCUUCCCCUGGCGGGCACAUCUCUCGUUGCGGAGAACGUCAUAUUGUACUGCACUCGCUUCCGCGAAGCCGUAUUCAUCCCGGACAUCAUUAGCGAUGAGCGGUUUGGCAACGUGAGUGAGGCUUGGCUUCAGAGAAACGUAUUGAGCAAAGCUAUCAUUGCUAUUCCCAUUUGUCAUGGCUCCAAGCCGCUCCUCGGCGUCUUGUAUUUGGAGGGCGAGCCGGGCUCUUUCACUGACCGCAACGUAUCCGUCCUACAGUUGCUAGUCAAUCAGAUUGGCAUUAGUUACUCCAAUGCCCUGGCAAUGAAGGCGGUCGAGAAGGUAUCAGCAGAAAACGUUUCAAUGGUUUCACUUCAGAAGCGUGCUCUCGCCAAGGCGUUGGAGGCAGAGACCAAAGCCAAGCAUGCCGAGGCUGAAGCCAAGCGAAAUGUCAAGCUGGCCGAAGAGGCUGCCAAGGCCAAGUCAAUAUUCCUGGCCAACGUUUCUCACGAGCUACGGACACCACUCAACGGCGUCAUUGGCAACUCAGAACUACUCAGAGACAGCAACCUGGACAAGGACCAACAGGAGAUGGCUGAUUCAAUAAGAGUAUCGGCCGACUUGCUGUUGACGGUCAUCAACGACAUUCUCGACUUCUCUAGAAUGGAGGCCGACAAGAUGAAGCUAUACGUCAUUGCCUUUAAUCCAGAGGAAAUGGUCCGGGAGGUUGUUCGCGCCGUCUCUUACAGCAACAGGCAGAAGACGCAGCGAAGAAAUGUCAAGAUCAUCCAGGACAUCAACCUACCUUCGAUGCUCAUUUACGGAGACCCCAUCAGACUGCAUCAAGUCCUCGGCAACCUCAUAGGGAACAGUCUGAAGUUCACCGAAGAUGGUUCAAUCACCAUUGGUGCACGCGUCGAUUCUGAGACUAAGGAUAAAGCGACGUUGACCUUCAGGGUGCAAGACACCGGUAUCGGCAUUCCCCAGCAGCAACUUGCCAAACUCUUCCAGCCAUUUAGCCAGGCUGACAAUAGCACGGCGCGAAAGUACGGCGGUAGCGGUCUCGGCCUCAGCAUCUGCAAAUCUUUGAUCGAAACCAUGAUGAAGGGCAAAAUCCAGCUGGAAAGCCAAGAGAAUGUAGGGACCACUGCCUGGUUCACGGUUACGUUCGACAAAGCAAAGUCAGACGUCUCUGCCGGAGACGCACAACAGAUCAAAUCUCCGCCACCAGUGGAGCGUUCCGCUUUACCCGUCUCAGAGAGAAGAAUGACCUCUCCCAACCCUUUCCUGGAUCUCACUGCCAUUCCCAAAGAACAGAUCAGGAUAUGCAUUGCUGAGGACAAUCCGAUCAAUCAGAAGAUUGCCAUCCAGUAUGCUCAGAGACUGGGAUACACCACAGUAGACGCCUUUGAGAACGGUCUGAAGGCUGUCGAAGGCUUACGGCAAAAGGCAAGAGAAGGCCAGCCGUACCACGUGGUCCUCAUGGAUGUACAAAUGCCAGUGCUGGACGGUUACGAAGCGACAAAAAUGAUUCGUAAGGAUUCCAUCGACGUGGUGCGCAAAGUGUUGGUUAUCGCCAUGACAGCGUCAGCUAUUCAAGGAGAUCGAGAGAAAUGUCUAGCGGCUGGUAUGAACGAUUACCUGGCAAAGCCUGUUCGGUCUGAAGUGCUAAAAAAGAAGUUGGAUACCUACGUCAGCCCCCAGGCAUCCAAUGCCUCUUCUCCGGACGGAGUCCGUAACCACACCACCUCGCCAUCUUAUUUCACGGCGGAUCUCAUCGGUGCUGCUACCAACUUCUCUCUGCCGAUCAGGGACAAUCCGGCAUACAGUCGGCCAACUGGCAGCAGCACGGCACCCAGCCAAGCGUCGACAGACACCAGAUCUACUAUUGACAUAGGCUCACUAUCUGAGACUCAGUCGCAAGCAGCUUCACAGAAGCGGUCGUCCCGAAAGCUGACCAAAACGCGAAACAGCAUCGACCCAGCAUCGGCCGAGAAACCACGAGCUGUUCUCACCAAAAAACCUCCACAACGUCAGGGUACUGGGUCUUCGAUGGAUGCAGAUGGCAAAUCGGAUAAUCAAACUUUCUACCCCAACAACCGCAGUAGUAUCAGCUCACUGGGGUCCGGCAGUAGGGACAAGACGUUUCCUAGCUAG